This is a messenger RNA of Misgurnus anguillicaudatus (oriental weatherfish), 1219 nucleotides long. The record is from RefSeq and is a predicted model, not a curated record. Lineage: Eukaryota; Metazoa; Chordata; Actinopteri; Cypriniformes; Cobitidae.
AAAUACAGUAUAUGGAAAUGAACCUGGGAAUGUAACGUGUUUUCUUUUUCAGCAAACCUGUUUUAGAGUACAGUAUAUAAUAACCAAACAUGCCAGCAGACGUGUCACUUAAACAGCAGGACUUCGCACAACAUCAAAUUAAAAAUGGCAUCAUUCACCAUUGCAUUGACAUCAGAUGCAUUAUUCAGACUGGUGAAGGGAAAUGCAGUCUAUCCCACAGGAGCAGCUUUUCCAUUUGUAAAGGCCCUUACAAUGGUCAAUCAAAAAUUGAGUGAGCUGGACCAAGCCAUUGAAGAGCGGUUUAAAAUUGUGCUGAUAACUAAUAAUCUGGACAUGGAUCGUCUAAAAAAGAGCAUCCAAAACCACAAUCUGAACAUUGACCAGAUCUAUGCGAUUACUGCUGAAAAGUGUCUUUCUGAACAUCUUAAUGACCUCAAGCCUGUUCUCUACCUCUCCACCGACUCUAAGAAUGUGAAAGAAGCCAUCAAUGCAGGAUAUGGAGCAGCCACCAUGUCCCAAGGAGAUUAUGAUGAGCCUAGUGAUGAGAUGUUACGUGUAGCCUUUGAUGGUGAUGGAGUCCUGUUUUCAGAUGAAUCCGAGAUAGUCUUUAAACAGGAGGGCCUAGAGGCUUUCUUGCAAAAUGAGGAACGUUUAGAAAACACAGCUCUGCAAAUAGGUCCUCUAAGUGAGUUUGCAAAAGCAUUACUCGUCAUGCAAAAGAAAUUUCCAAAAAGCUGUCCAAUCCGUACCUACCUUGUAACAUCACGUGGCACAGGCAGUUGUGGAAUCAGAGGUCUAACGUCUCUGCGGAAGCGUGGAUUGGGCAUUAAUGAGGCAUUGCUUCUUGAUGGUUCUCAUAAAGGGCAAAUACUAAAGGCCAUCAAACCUCACAUCUUCUUUGAUGACCAGCAAAAACAUGUUAAUGGAGCUCUGGAAAAUCGUGUUGUUGGUGCUCAUGUACCUUUCGGAAUGCUAAAUAAUUAGGAAUUAAGCAUAAUCUCGUUUGUAAAGAGAUGUGAUGUGGCCUGUUCUGCUAAUGAUCCUAAUAACUGCUAAUAAUUUAUGAUGUGAUUUUUAACAAAGAAAGCUCAGUCUGGUGAUAUUAAAGGGUGGAUGUAAUUAGGACUGAUUUUAAUGUAUUGUUGAGCCAAUGAUUUUAAUGGUGAAAUUUUUUCAAUUGGUAAAAUAAAGACACACCACACACUGUAUACUCACUUUU